Molecule: messenger RNA, 243 nt
Organism: Candidozyma auris
Lineage: Eukaryota; Fungi; Ascomycota; Pichiomycetes; Serinales; Metschnikowiaceae
Exons: 1
Coding region: 1-243 (80 amino acids)
Source: RefSeq, a predicted model, not a curated record
AUGUCCAACGUCAAAUCAGGCAGAAAAGUGUGGGACUCCUAUUACCACUUCUUCCCCUUCUACAUGCUCACGGGCAAAGAGCUGGUGAUGUUGCACUUGUUCAUCAUCUCGUUCAUCUCGUUUAUUUGCUGGGGGAUCUACUCGUGUUUGCCUGGCUACGUGCCAUUUGUCAUCUCCAGGGGGAAGUACUACUUGACGGGCUCACACGAGGCCCUUGGCAACUUUGUGUUGAAAAUGAAGUAG